Molecule: messenger RNA, 2772 nt
Organism: Stylonychia lemnae
Lineage: Eukaryota; Ciliophora; Spirotrichea; Sporadotrichida; Oxytrichidae
Source: the annotation of a GenBank genome assembly
AUGAAGUAGACAUCACUGCUAAAAAUGUCCAUUUCAUUGAGGGAAUGUUUCAAGCACUUACCAUCUAUCAAAGGCACAAUUUUUAGCUCUAUAAGAAUCGGAAACAACCAUCUUUUAAUGUAAUUCUUCAGUGAAAAGACCUAUCUUUGGAGGUUAAUAAUUCAGUGUUUGAAAGCUAUCAAAUUCCUAAACCAGCAAGGUGUUCAGCAUAUGGAUAUUAACCCUAACAAUAUUGUUAUUAAGUUUAAUAGUGAUCAAGACAAUGCCUCCGAAAAUGACUAGUUUAGUAUCAAAUUAAUGGACUUCUUGAAUAUCAAAGAAUUAGGUGAAAUUGCAAUGGCUGAAAGGGGAGUUAGUUUUAGCAAAAUAGUGACUCCAUUUGAUCCUCCAGAGAAACAGAGAAUAGGCUAAAAUUUUCAUGAUAACAUUGAUAUUUGGUCUUUGGGUGUAAUCAUCUUUCAAACUAUCAUCACUCUACAAGAAGGAGCAGACUAUCUUUAAGGUUUACUAAAGUUAAAUCUGAGAGACUUGUCUUAUGAAGGACGAAUAACCUUGAUUAAGGAAUAAGUGAAGGAUGUUGCUUUAAGAGAGUUAUUAUCUAGAAUGCUUGAUGAUUCUUCAAGAAGACCAGAUGCUUCUUAAUUACUAGAAAAUGAAUCAGUUUUAUUUAAUGCAUAUCUUCUUGAAGAAACUGAAGUAGAUUUGAGAUAGAUACCAAAAAACGAAAGAACUCUUCCAGCUCUUGUUUCAGGAUUGUCAAUUGUAAACAAGAAUAAAGCAGUCAUUUCAUUUUUAUCAUUGAUGAAUUUAUACUAGCAGCAACCCUAAAUAGUUAUAGACUUGAUUGAUUCAGAAGAGUAGGGGGAUUGUGACUUUGAUUAUGCUUAUCUUUUUCUCUCAACUAAAACUAUUCUUAAUACUAUGGAUUUCAUUUAAAUAUCCAAGAAAAUGCCAUUGAAUCAAAGAUACCUCGAAAAAGAAAUGCUCGUAAGUAUUUUAAGAUAAUAAAACUUGUAGGCUUUGGAGUAAAUUAUUAAAAAUGCAAAAGAAGUAUUAAAAGAUCAUAAUAAGAUACCUUAAUCAAUAAAGAUGAUUUAAGACAUUGUAGAAUUUACAGGCUUCAAAGUUUGCAUGAUUUCUUCUUAGUUGCAUUCAGUCUGCAUAAAUUAGACAUAGCUUCUUAAGAAUCAGAAAAUUCCUUAUGACAUGGGACUAAUAUGCUAAACUUGCACUCCGUAAAAUGCCUCCAAACGAGUAGCUGUAUGCCUGAUAUGUGCUCAUUUAUGCCAUCAAGGACAUUUCUUAAUACCUCUGGGUUAUGAUAAUAUAGCCUGUGAAUGUAAUACAAUUUAACUUCCUCAUAAAUGCUGUGCAAAGUAACCAUUAAAAAUUCCUUCAAAUGCUAAGCUUUCAAAUGAUUUUCAAAUUCCAAGCAACCAACCUCUCUUUUUGUAUAAUUCAGUAACGAUAAAAAAUAUUGAUAACUAAAAUAACUAUGUAUCUAAUGAUUUUGAAACUAACACAAUGAUCACUGAAUUUCCAAUUUGUACUAUAAAAGGUGGAUAUGGUUCAAACAGCGUUUCUGAAAGCCCUUCAUUACAGCUUGAGCUAGAGAGAGAAAUAGCAGAUUUGAAUUUUGAGAGAAGAAAUCAAAGAUCUUAUAGAAAAUAUGAUACUGAAAAUAUAAAUUAUAAUGAAGGAGAUGAUAGCGAUGAUUAAGAAGAAAUAGAAGAUGAGGAAUCUAGAUUUCAAAAAACAUUAGCAUAUUUCGAGGUCAAAGUACUUAUAGGUGGUUUGUAUGAUUAAAUUGCAGUAGGAGUAACUAAUAAUAAGGACUAUCCACUAAAUGAAUUUGCUGGCUAUAAAAAUAACAGUAUUGCUUUUCAUGCUGAUGACGGGAAAUGCUAUGUUAAUGGUUAAUCUAUCGGAUAUGCGACCAGAUAUGGCAGUUAUGAUGUAAUAGGAUGUGGAAUCACCAAAAACGGAGAUGUUUACUUUACCCUAAAUGGGAUGCUUCUUCCGCUUAUAAAUAUUGAAAUGCAAGGCAGCAUAUACCCUCUGAUAUCUUUCAGAGGAAAGUAUUUAUCUGUAGCAGUAGAAUUCGGUCCAGAGUUUUUGUUUAAUCAUGAAUAGUUAUACAACUAUGCUCCUAAUUGUGUGAGUGAAACCUUGCUCGAUCAUACUUUGGUGCUAUAAAUUUUGAAAGAUAAGGAAUUUAUGAGAGAGUUAUCAAGUUUUAUAGUGAGGUUCAAAUAAAAUGAGAAAUUACAUAAGCCAAGUUGGCAUUUAAGCCUCUUGAUGAAUCAACUUCAAGAAACUCAAAGAUAUUUGGAUCGAUUACCAUCUAAAGAUGAUCUGUUGUGCAAAGAUAUAUUUUAAGAUUUGUCUUAGUUGAAUUCAACUUAGAAGUUUCAAGAAGAAGAGUGCAAAAACACUGUCAAUAAUAAUUAGAGGACUUUUGAUUCAAUGUCUAAUAAUAUAAAACUAAAUAAUUCUGUAUCUAACAGCAGUAUUAGCAAAGAUAAUCUUCUUUAAAGUGAUAUAAAAGAUACUGCAUUUUACUCAAACAGGAUGAAAGGCACAGAAUAAGUAAAAAGUAAAAUAAGUUUGGGUUAAAGCAUCGAAGUUGAUAAUUCAAAGAAAAGAUUCUUUGGUGAAUAAUGCACCAAAUUAAGAUCUGCAAACGAUUAAAAAUAGUAAUAGAAAAAUUUAGAUAGCAUUAAUAAAAGUAGUGGUGGCUGUUAAAAAGGAGGAUAAUGCUUGGUAUUUUGA